AUGCCUGCUGAAUAUGCAGUAUUACUUAAACAUUGCCUCACAUCUGGCUAUCUAUUGUGGAAGGAAGAGUUCUACAAGCAAGUAGAUGGUGUGGCGAUGGGCUCACCUGUAUCUCCCAUAGUCGCCGACAUAUUCAUGGAGGACUUCGAGGAGAAAGCCCUUCUUACUGCUCCUGUAAAUCCAAGAUUCUACAAGCGGUACGUAGACGACACUUUCACAAUUUUACCAUCUGACAAAGUAACUUCAUUUAUAGACCACCUUAACUCUAUAAACUCUAAAAUACAAUUCACAAUGGAGUUAGAGGCAAAUAAUUCUUUAGCUUUCCUAGAUGUUUUAGUCAUUCGAAAUCCUGAUAACACUAUUGGUCACACUGUGUAUAGAAAAAAGACCCAUACCAACCGAUAUUUAAAUGGUGAAUCUCACCAUCAUCCUUCACAGUUAGCUACCGUGGGUAAAUCUUUGUUUCAGAGAGCACGAGGGAUCUGUGACAGAAAACAUCUGGCCGCCCAACUUCAGCAUGUCAAGCAAGUGUUGUAA
Messenger RNA from Parnassius apollo (apollo), 537 nucleotides. NCBI's taxonomy places the organism in Eukaryota, Metazoa, Arthropoda, Insecta, Lepidoptera, Papilionidae. The record is from the annotation of a GenBank genome assembly.